AUGAGUACACCGAACAAGCGGCGCAAAAAGAACGAUUACCAGGCCUCUCCGUCAAAUGGCCGGAAUCUGGACUAUUUCUUCGGCAAACAGAGGGGAAAGGAAGCCAACGUCGAGAACCUAUCGCAGAGGAAUGUACCACAGAAUGAAGCUCUGGACGGUGUAGAUGCUGAAGAUACUGAGUUGACCGAUGAGCAGCUCGCACGUAAAUUGCAAGCCGAAUGGGAUGAGCAAGAUCGAGCUGAGCGGCCAGGAGGUGGCGAGAACUUCGAGAACGCGAAUGGCGAGCCAGACACUGCCACCACCAAGGAACCUCCGGACAAGGCAGGCGACACGAUUGUGGAUGCUGGGACUCCUCAAGAUGCACCAGGUCCUCAGGAGCGGGAGCAGCCAGCAAAUGCUUUCUCUGCCUCGGGUAAGAAGACGACUCUAUCACUACAGUCCGCCACGGCCGACGAAGACACGACCUCGCAUCACAUACCCUUUGACGAGUCCCCGUUGACCUUCGACCCGCAAAAGUACAUCCCAGACCUCGAGCAGCAAUGGGCGGCAGAAGGAGGAGCUGCUACCUACGCCAUCCUCACCCAUUGUUUCGUCCUUGUCAACAGUACCCAGUCUCGUAUCAAGAUCGUUGAUACCCUGGUCAACUUCAUCCGAACAAUCAUCGAAGGCGAUCCCGAGUCAUUGUUACCUGCAGUAUGGCUUGCGACCAAUUCCAUUUCACCACCAUAUAUCGACAUUGAGCUUGGCCUGGGUGGCUCUGCCAUCUCCAAAGCCUUGAAGAUGGUCUGCGGUCUUGAUAAUGCUUCGCUCAAGACGCUGUACAACAAGCAUGGCGAUGCUGGCGAUGUCGCCUUCGAAGCGAAGAAGCGACAGAGCUUGACAUUGCGGAAGCCGAAGCCACUGACGAUCAAAGGCGUGUUCGACGGUCUGCUCAAAAUAGCCAACGCGAAAGGUCAUGGCUCCCAGGAGGUGAAGCAGCGCAUAGUUGAGCGACUAGUCCAGGACGCCAGAGGAGCGGAGGAGAGCAGAUACAUUGUUCGUACUUUGGUCCAGCAUUUACGGAUCGGUGCAGUCAAGACGACCAUGUUGAUCGCUUUGUCCCGCGCUUUCUUGCUUUCCUGCCCAACGGGCGCUGAGUUUCAAACGCGAUCACGGAGCGAACUAUCGAAGCUGAGCAAGCAGGAGCUGGCCGAAGUGUAUUCUCAUGGCGAGGAAUUGGUCAAAGCGAGCUUCGCAAGACGACCCAACUACAACGACCUAGUGCCGACACUUCUCGAAAUCGGUAUAUCUGAUGAGCUUCUCCUGCGAUGUGGCUUGGCCAUGCACAUUCCGCUUCGGCCAAUGCUGGGAGGCAUUACAAGAGACCUCGGAGAGAUGCUCACGAAGCUGGAGGGAAGAGACUUUGGCUGCGAGUUCAAGUACGACGGGCAGAGGGCACAAGUACACUGUGACGAUAAAGGCAAAGUUACUAUCUUCUCAAGACACCUGGAAGUCAUGACCGAGAAGUAUCCAGAUCUUGUAGCCUUGGUGCCGCAGAUUCGUGGCGAAGGGGUCAGCAGCUUUAUCCUGGAGGGCGAAGUGGUUGCUGUGGACCGCGAGUCGGGCGAGCUGAAGUCGUUCCAAAUUUUGGCCAACAGAGCAAGGAAGGAUGUCGUGAUACAGAGCGUCAAAGUGGACGUGUGUUUGUUUGCCUUCGAUCUCAUGUACCUCAACGGCGAAGAGCUGCUCGACAGGUCGUUUCGGGAGCGGCGAAGUCUUCUGCGCAGCCUGUUUGUUGAGAUACCACAGCAUUUCACUUGGGUCAAGAGCAUCGACGCAACAUCUGCCGACUUUGAGACGGUCAGUGACUUCUUCAAGCAAGCCACCGACAUCAAGUGCGAAGGAAUCAUGGUCAAAGUCCUCGAUAACCUGCCCAACCCUGAGCUACAGGCCGAGCAGGACAUCGAAGACGCAGCCGAUGACGAGAAUGCGCCAGCAGAACCGCCACCGCCGCCGCCCUCGAAGACCAAGAGAAAGGCUACCAAGUCCAAAUCUACCAAAUCGUCAAACGCCACAGACACCGCCGAAAAGAAGCCAACCCGCCGCAAAGCCCUCCUCUCCACCUAUGAACCCGACAAACGCCUCGACUCCUGGCUCAAAGUCAAGAAGGACUACAACACUAGCACAGCAGACACCAUCGACCUCAUCCCCGUUGGCGGCUGGCACGGCCAAGGCCGCAAAAACGCUUGGUGGUCACCGAUUCUGCUCGCCUGCCGCAACCCCGAGUCCGGCACCCUCGAGGUCGUUACAAAGUGCAUCUCCGGCUUCACCGACGCCUUCUACAAAGCCAACAAAGAGAAGUACUCUGAAGACGGCGAGAACACCAUCUCGAGGCCAAACUAUGUGGACUAUGCCGGCGAGCCGGACGUCUGGUUCGAGCCGCAGGAGGUGUGGGAGAUGGCGUUUGCGGACAUCACGUUGAGCCCGACGUACACGGCGGCGAUUGGGCUGGUGAGGGAGGAUAAAUCGAUUGAGGAGGCGAGUACGAGUGACUUCCUGGCUGGGCUCUAUCAGAAGCAGGAGGUUCGGCAGCCUGGAGAGAGUAAGGCGGAGGAGGGGAUGGAGGAGUAG
Molecule: messenger RNA, 2610 nt
Organism: Saxophila tyrrhenica
Lineage: Eukaryota; Fungi; Ascomycota; Dothideomycetes; Mycosphaerellales; Extremaceae
Exons: 2
Coding region: 1-2610 (869 amino acids)
Biological process (GO): DNA biosynthetic process; DNA recombination; lagging strand elongation
Cellular component (GO): nucleus
Molecular function (GO): DNA ligase (ATP) activity; DNA binding; ATP binding
Source: RefSeq, a predicted model, not a curated record